AUGUGGUGCCCUGCUCAGCUCCUGGGGCUGCUGGUCCUUUGCAUCUCUGAAUCCAGUGGAGGUAUUGUGAUGACCCAGACUCCACUCGUCCUGCCUGUCACCCUGGGAGAGUCCACCUCCAUCUCCUGCAAGGCUAGUAAGAGCCUCCUUUAUAAAGAUGAAAAAACUUACUUGUUUUGGUACCUACAGAGGCCUGGCCAGUCUCCAAAGUGCUUGAUUUAUUUGGUUUCCAACAGGGCCUCUGGGGUCCCAGACAGGUUCAGUGGCAGUGGGUCAGGGACAGAUUUCACACUGAAAAUCAGGACAGUGGAGGCGGAGGAUGCUGGAGUUUAUUACUGCAUGCAAUUUGUAGAAUACCCUCUCACAGUGGUUCAGCCCCCAUCAAAAACCUCCUACUUAGAGAGGCCAGUUUACAUGUGCGGCAUGGCGGAGGAGCAGUACAGUAGGUUCACAGAGGUUGACAGCAACAGCUGGCACUGUCAGACGCCCUUGCACGACCUGGAGCAUGACUCUGAAGAUGACGGUGAAGGCCCUAGUUGCUCUCAUGAGCGCAGAAGUCUACAGCUACGGUCAAUAAGUAAAGUGGAAUGGAAUCCCUUUGAUCAAGAUGCACAGGGAAUGCUCUGCAGGCCCAAAGGGCUAGCAUCCAAGACCCAGACCGAUCCCAGGCAGCCUCAGUUCUAUGCCUUUAUUAUCACGAGGAAGAAUGACUCUCGGACAUUUGGGUCUGCCCCCACAUUUUAUGAAUAA
This is a messenger RNA of Jaculus jaculus (lesser Egyptian jerboa), 750 nucleotides long. RefSeq lists its product as uncharacterized. Lineage: Eukaryota; Metazoa; Chordata; Mammalia; Rodentia; Dipodidae. Bases 1 to 750 code for a protein of 249 amino acids. The transcript is spliced from 4 exons. Gene Ontology annotation, biological process: immunoglobulin production; immune response. The record is from RefSeq and is a predicted model, not a curated record.